This is a messenger RNA of Amphimedon queenslandica, 2403 nucleotides long. RefSeq lists its product as uncharacterized. NCBI's taxonomy places the organism in Eukaryota, Metazoa, Porifera, Demospongiae, Haplosclerida, Niphatidae. The record is from RefSeq and is a predicted model, not a curated record. Gene Ontology annotation, molecular function: nucleic acid binding. Gene Ontology annotation, biological process: DNA integration.
AUGUUAUCACGGGAGGAAGAAGCAUACUCACUGUACCAAGAAUCCAAGAAAUUCAUGAAGGGUGGAUUCAAUUUAUGCAAGAUUACUUCUAAUAAUGCCUCUUUAAGAGAGAGGAUUGCUACUAAUGAAGGUGUUGCUCCAACCACACAACUUACCGAUAACACUUACACUGAAGCAACACUUGGGAAAACACAGACAAGUUUUACAGGUGAAAGAAAGGUUUUAGGUGUGAUUUGGGAUAUCCACCUUGAUGAAAUGGUAUUUGACUUAAGUAGAGUGGCAGACAUGGCUCCUGAGACAGGACUGACUAUGAGGCAUGCUGUGAGCGUGUCUGGUAGGUUUUUUUAUCCUCUUGGGGUCAUAACUCCUGUCACUGUCACUUCCAAGGUCCUGAUUCAGGAGUUGUGUAAAGCAGGAGUGGGGUGGGACGAACCCAUUGAGGGUAAACUAUUAGAGAGAUGGCUGUCGCUCAUGUGUGAACUGAGGGAUUGCCAGCCCUUCAGAGUUCCAAUCUGCUACUGUUUGUCACUAGAAGAUUCAAAGAAUACACUUUAUUGGAUACAGGGUCUUAAUCGUGACUGGAAACUGUUUGUCCAGAACCGUGUGUCAGACAUACGGUGUCUGACAAAUGCUGAGAGCUGGAAACACUGUCCUGGGAAUCAAAACCCAGUGGACAUACCCUCGAGAGGUUGGAUAAGGCUUGAUGAUUGUCCUAAUCUAAAUUUCUCUGAAGUACCAAAAGGUAGUCUGGUAGAGUUGAAAGCUGAAGUUCAGCACACUCUUAAAAAUUAUAGCACACUUGAUCGAUUGUUACGUGUCACAAUGGUGAUACUUAUGUUUAUUGAUAGAUUGAAAAUGAAAUAUGAUGAUGAGAUGCAUUACUUGAAUAGAUCAGAAAGAUUAUGGUUAAAGGAAGUGCAAAGCACUCUAAUUGAUGAUAACAAACAGUUGAAGAAACAACUAGAUCUCUUCAGGGACGAUACAUGUAUUUGGAGGUGUGGUGGCAGACUUGAUCAUCACUACUCACUGCUAGUUGUUAAACAAGCCCACAGCCAUGUUCUACACAGUGGUGUAAAACAGACUCUGACAGAAGUCAGAUCAAAGUAUUGGCUUAUUAAGGGCAGAAUGUUUGUGAAGAAGGUAAUUGCAAGGUGUGUUGUUUGCAGGAGACAAGAAGGUCUGGCCUACAAGGCCCCACCUCCUUCACCUCUUCCCUCAUUUCGAGUGAAUGAACAACCUCCUUUUACACACACGGGUGUGGAUUAUGCUUGUCCCCUGUAUGUUAGACCAGACCGCCCUGUGGGAUCCAAGUCCAGCCAGAAGGUUUGAAUCUGUCUCUAUACAUGUUGUAUAACUAGGGGGGUUCAUAUAGAUAUUGUACCUAACCUCUCUUGCCCCUCUUUUCUUAGGUCAUUUCGUCGUUUUACAGCUCAUACCCCCAAUCUAAUGAUUUCUGAUAACGGAUCUACUUUCGUUUCCAAUGCCAAGACAAUUCACAAAAUUGUUACUGAUCCGUCUAUUGCAAAGUAUAUGCGUGAAUCUCGUGUGGAUUGGCGAUUCAACAUUGAGAAGGCACCUUGGUGGGGUGGUAUCUUUGAGAGGAUGAUAGGGCUAACAAAGAGAUGUUUGCGAAAGAUAAUUGGAAGAUCGAAACUGACAUAUGAUGAACUGUUAACUGCAGCCACUGAAGUAGAAUUAAUUCUCAAUUCUUGCCCACUCACAUUUGUGUCCUCUAAUGAUAAAGAAGAGCCACUAACCCCAUCACACUUAACUGUUGGUAGACGACUACCCAAUCUCCCUGAUGAGCUAUGCUAUUGUAGAGUAGAAGUAGAGUUCACAAAUGACGUUUCACCGUUAUUAUUCAAUCGCAGGUCAAGAUAUCUUCACAAUGUAAUGAACAAAUUUUGGACCAAAUGGAGAACUGAAUAUUUGCUGAAUCUUCGAGAGAGGUAUCAUAGUGGUCACAAGAAAUCGAGUCAAAAGAUAAUCAAGAUUGGAGAUGUUGUUGUCCAUAGUGAUGAACUGCCACGUAGUUUUUGGAGACUUGGUAGAGUUAUGGACGUGAUCACAGGCGCUGAUGGUAAUGUGAGUGGUGGAGUUGUUAAAGUAUUAUCUGGAGAGAAGCAUUCUAUGUUAGUGAGACGCCCCAUUCAGAAAUUAAUUCCAUUGAAAAUUGAUGAUGAUUUGAGUGGGAACAAUGGCACUACCUUUGAUGAACUACUGGAUGUUAGUAUUGAUAAUCAAGAGUCUACUGCUAAUGAGAACACUGUUAAUUCCCCAAGAGAUAGUCAGCAAGAUGAUUUCACAGCUGUUAAUGAUUCUAAUACUCAGUCUCCACCCAAGGGACGUCCUAUAAGAGCAGCUGCUAUUGAGGCACGCGAUAAGAUCUAUGCAAGAAUGUGA